Messenger RNA from Stegastes partitus (bicolor damselfish), 1544 nucleotides. It is a transcript of the gene ttc33, whose product is annotated as tetratricopeptide repeat domain 33. The transcript is spliced from 5 exons. Bases 75 to 890 code for a protein of 271 amino acids. The record is from RefSeq and is a predicted model, not a curated record. NCBI's taxonomy places the organism in Eukaryota, Metazoa, Chordata, Actinopteri, Pomacentridae. Gene Ontology annotation, molecular function: protein binding.
ACCAGCUGUGGCUAACGAUUAGCUUCUGUCAACUUGUCCAUUCUUGCUCUCUGAAAGCCGCAGAUACAUGCAAGAUGGCUUCAUUUGGAUGGAAGAGGAAAGCUGGUGAAAAGGUGUCAAAGUCAGCGGUGAAGCAGUUUGAGGCCGAGGCAGAGAAGCCUGAGGAUAAAGGACCGAGUCAGGAUGAGGACGUGGACUGGCUGCACGCUAUCAAACGACGGCGGGAGAUCCUGCUGGAGGACUGCGCUGCAAAAAGCAAGAGGCUGAAGGAGGAGGGCGCACUGCUGGCUGAGAAUGGCAGGCACUGGGAGGCCAUUAAGAAGUGGGACGAGGCCAUUCAGCUGACUCCAGACAACCCAGAGCUGUAUGAGAUGAAGUCUCAGGUGCUGACCAUUCUGCAGGAAGUGUUCCCAGCUGUGAAAGCAGCAGAGAUGGCCGUGAAGUUCCGCCCUUUGUGGUGGGAGGGCUGGCAGACUCUGGGUCGGGCACAGCUCAACCUGGGAGAGGUGGAACUGGCUGUCAGGUCCUUCCAGAUUGCCAUCCACCUGUGCCCAUCAGAGCGCACUCUGUGGCAGGAAGACCUGACUUGGGCCUGGAGGUUACAGAAGCAGCAAUUAGCAACCAAGGAGAAGAUUCGGCAAGAAGAGGAGACCAAAAAACAGAUUCUUAAUGCACCUGAACUCAACCAGGACUAUGACUUUGAGUCGGACGAAGUGCUGGCCGCCUGCGUGGCCGUCGCUGAGCGGCAGACACGAUACGAGGAGUUGAAGAGGACCGCCGUGGUCCUGGACGCUGAGGGGAAUGUUAAAAACGUACUGGCUGGGGAAGAGGGAUCAGAGGACACAGCGACGCCAUCAACGGAACAGUUUGUCAAAGCAAGAGGACUUUGAACUGGUCUCAACUUAUUGUCCUGGAUCCAUUUGUAAAAUAUGAAUGUUGUUAUUAUUUAUGAAACCACAGUGGUGUAACGAUGUUGUGCUCUAGCUUCACACACUUAGAGGCAAAGAUGAAAACUGAUUCUCGUGAGCGUUUAUACGUAACAAAUCAAAAGACAAUCGAGUUUUGUUCCUUUCCAUUUUUCAUCCCUUUUAAUGUUAAUCGUUGUAAAUGUGCACGUUCAUCCGUUCUGAGUCAUGAGACUGGUUCCAGAAAGUCAAGAAAACAGAGUCAUGCUUCAGUCAGUCAGAGUCUGUCGCUCACUCAGCACUCUUAGUCAGGAUGCAUCCAGAUACGAAUACAAAGCUUCAACAGCUUCUAUUGCUGUUUCAUCUCAAUGUGGACGUAUUCACAUGAGUGUAUUUUUUUGGAAUAGCACUUUCAGACAGUAGCUCAUGUACCGAAUCAGAUUUUUUGACGGCUUCUUGAUGUGUGAUUGUAAAAAGUAGACUCAGUUACAUAAAAAAAUAUGUCUUAGAAAAAUGAGAAUUUGUGUUUGAGUGGGUGAUGCGUGUAAAACGUUUGUGAAACAUGUCGCUGAAAGAGAGCAUGCACGCUCAGCAAUUCGUCAACGAGUGAAUAAACAUGACUCAAAAGUUGUGAUAGUU